AAAGACUAAAAUAAUGUGGGAACGUUUCACGUUUGUUCGUGCUGACUUGUCUGUGUAAAUCAUGUGCAAACUUAGACCAUCUAAAAAUAUUUUUUAUUGGUCUAAGGGUUUGGUGUAAACCAUAGCGUAGAAUUUUUAAAGAUUAGUCCAUUAUAAUGGCAACGAAUUUUGUAAAGUAUUCGCAACUGAUAAACAACAGCACGAAAUACGCGCAGCGAAUGAAACGGCUAUCUAACAGGAUAUUCAGCGAAGUGGCGAUUCCUACCAAUCCCAAGUCUAUGAAAGUUGUGAGCAUGUUCUCGGCGCGGCCUCUGCACACUAACGAAGAGAUCAUCCACUACUACCCGCGUCACGUGGAGACAGCAACCCUGAUGCUGAAGCUUCGCGAGUAUGGGUUGUUCCGUGACGAGCACCAGGACUUCAAGGAGGAGAUGAAGAGGCUCCGUGCGCUGAGGGGCAAGGUUAAAGUGUGGAAGAGGAAGCUCAACAUGGAAGAGAAGGAGACUCAGAAGUAGAAUGUAUAAACUAUUUAUGACAACGUAGCAGUUAGAAGCUUGUCGUGUUGAUAUGGUCAUGUGUGUGUGCUGGUGGAGUCCAAUCACAUUGUGUUAACAAAAGAAACAUUUACUAAAAGUUCAGUCAGGUCAGGAAAAGAAAGCAAUUUUGCUUGCACAGGAUACAUUUAUUCCUAGUUGCUAGAGUUAGAUAAUAAAUGUUCUUGUAAAUAAAUUAUUAUUGUUAAACUG
Molecule: messenger RNA, 746 nt
Organism: Bicyclus anynana (squinting bush brown)
Lineage: Eukaryota; Metazoa; Arthropoda; Insecta; Lepidoptera; Nymphalidae
Gene: mRpS33
Product: 28S ribosomal protein S33, mitochondrial
Exons: 3
Coding region: 156-515 (119 amino acids)
Cellular component (GO): mitochondrion
Source: RefSeq, a predicted model, not a curated record